CCUCACUUCCCACCUUCUCUCCAGAUCCUCGCCCCACCUUCUCAACCGCUUUGUUGCAUCCUCGCACACUCUGGCAAGGCUUGCUCACCCACCUCUUCUUCUCCGUCCCACUUUUGAGCUCCCUCCCUGGCACCGCUGGGGAUGUGCCGUCCACCCAGCUGGCCUCUUAGGCGACGUCUCCAGUCCCCCAAAUCCUUCUAGGGGCUCUAGAACACCACGCAGGGACUUCUACGCGGAGCGGGCGCCGUGAACGCAAACCGCCGCACUCUCCGCCACCCCUUAGUUCAUUCCCUGCGGUGCCUCCACGUUUUGCCAACUUCUUGACCGGACUCCCGAGGGGUCCUUCUGGGCAGGGGCGUCCCGCGAUCCGGGUGCAAGAGCCGGGCAGGGAAUGUCCUGCGCGUGGCGCUAGGGAGUGCGCGCGGUGCCAAGCGACAACCCCCUACCCCCACCCCCAGCGGUCUCUGCCCCGGCGGCAGCAGCUGCCGCAGCGGCAACUGCUUGCAUCCCGGCCGCAGCUCGGGUUACUCCCCUCCUCCUCCAGCAUCGUGGGCCAGACGGGAAAAACCUCGUUCAAUUUUGCGACGAGUACUUAAUGGGUGCACAAGACUGGCGGUCUGGAAACGCUCUGAGACCAGCCUCUUUCCCGCGUCUGCACCUUUGAGCCUGAAGGAAGAUUCCCGAGUAACACUCUCAUCUGGGACGCUGGUGGGAGGCUGUUCGCACAGUUCGGAACAGAUUUUUGUUUUUCGGCUGGCAUUGGAUGAAAAUCGGGCAGAGAGUGUUGCGCUGCCAAUCUCGGGAUCUCGGGACCUGGGUCCUUCUCCAGGAAACAUGGUUCUUUCUUUGAAUGCACGCCUGGUCUUUGUCUGUUUAUUGUCAUGCCAUUGGAUCAGGACAGCGUUGUCUCUGAAUCUUGAAGAUCCUAAUGUGUGUAGCCACUGGGAAAGCUACUCAGUGACUGUGCAGGAGUCCUACCCGCAUCCCUUUGAUCAGAUUUACUACACUAGCUGCACUGACAUUCUGAACUGGUUUAAAUGCACACGACACAGAAUCAGUUAUCGGACAGCCUAUCGACAUGGGGAAAAAACUAUGUAUAGGCGCAAAUCCCAGUGUUGUCCUGGAUUUUAUGAAAGCAGGGAAAUGUGUGUCCCCCACUGUGCUGAUAAAUGUGUCCAUGGUCGCUGCAUUGCUCCAAACACCUGUCAGUGUGAGCCUGGCUGGGGGGGGACCAACUGCUCCAGUGCCUGUGAUGGUGAUCACUGGGGGCCCCACUGCAGCAGCCGGUGCCAGUGCAAAAACAGGGCUCUGUGCAACCCCAUCACGGGGGCUUGCCACUGCGCUGCAGGCUUCCGGGGCUGGCGCUGCGAGGACCGCUGUGAGCAGGGCACCUAUGGGAAUGACUGUCACCAGAGAUGUCAGUGCCAGAAUGGAGCCACCUGCGACCACGUCACGGGGGAAUGCCGCUGCCCGCCGGGAUACACCGGAGCCUUCUGUGAGGAUCUUUGUCCCCCUGGAAAGCAUGGUCCACAGUGUGAGCAGAGAUGCCCCUGCCAAAACGGAGGAGUUUGUCAUCAUGUCACUGGAGAAUGCUCUUGCCCUUCUGGCUGGCUGGGCACAGUGUGUGGUCAGCCUUGCCCGGAGGGUCGCUUUGGAAAGAACUGUUCACAAGAAUGUCAGUGCCAUAACGGAGGGAGGUGUGACACCGCCACCGGCCAAUGUCAUUGCAGUCCAGGAUACACAGGGGACCGGUGCCAGGAUGAGUGUCCUGUCGGCACAUAUGGAGUCCGCUGUGCUGAGACCUGCCAGUGCAUCAAUGGAGGGAAAUGUUACCAUGUGAGCGGCUCAUGCCUCUGUGAGGCAGGCUUUGCUGGCGAGCGCUGUGAGGCACGCCUGUGUCCGGAAGGGCUCUAUGGCAUCAAGUGUGACAAAAAGUGCCCCUGCUACCGGGACAACACUCGUAGCUGUCACCCUAUGUCUGGAGAGUGUGCUUGCAAGCCGGGCUGGUCGGGACUGUACUGUAAUGAGACAUGCUCUCCUGGAUUCUACGGGGAAGCUUGUCAACAGAUCUGCAGCUGCCAAAAUGGGGCUGACUGUGACAGUGUGACUGGAAAGUGCACCUGUGCCCCAGGGUUCAAAGGAAUUGACUGCUCUACCCCUUGCCCCCUGGGAACCUAUGGGAUCAACUGUUCCUCUCUCUGUGGCUGCAAGAAUGAUGCUCUCUGCUCCUCUGUGGAUGGCUCUUGUGCUUGCAGGGCAGGCUGGCACGGGGUAGACUGCUCCAUCAGCUGUCCCAGCGGCACGUGGGGCUUGGGCUGUAACUUAACGUGCCGGUGCCUCAACGGCGCCGCCUGCGACUCCCUGGACGGGGCCUGCACGUGCUCUCCCGGAUGGCGCGGCGAGAAAUGCGAGCUGCCCUGCCAGGAUGGCAUGUACGGGCUGAACUGUGUGGAGCGCUGUGACUGCAGCCACGCAGAUGGCUGCCACCCCACCACAGGCCAUUGCCGCUGCCUCCCUGGAUGGUCAGGUAUCCACUGUGACAGUGUGUGCGCUGAGGGACGCUGGGGCCCCAACUGCUCCCUGCCCUGCUACUGUAAAAAUGGGGCUUCGUGCUCCCCUGACGAUGGCAUCUGCGAGUGUGCGCCCGGCUUCCGAGGCACCACUUGUCAGAGAAUUUGCUCCCCUGGUUUUUAUGGGCAUCGUUGCAGCCAGACAUGCCCCCAGUGUGUGCACAGCAGCGGGCCCUGCCACCACAUCACAGGCCUGUGCGACUGCUUGCCCGGCUUCACAGGCGCCCUCUGCAAUGAAGUGUGUCCCAGUGGCAGAUUUGGGAAAAACUGUGCAGGAAUUUGUACCUGUACCAACAACGGAACCUGUAACCCCAUUGACAGAUCCUGUCAGUGUUACCCGGGCUGGAUCGGCAGUGACUGCUCUCAGCCCUGUCCACCCGCCCACUGGGGCCCCAACUGCAUCCACACGUGCAGCUGUCACAACGGGGCCUUCUGCAGUGCCUACGACGGGGAGUGUAAGUGCGCUCCCGGCUGGACGGGGCUCUACUGCACCCAGAGAUGUCCUUUGGGGUUUUAUGGAAAAGACUGUGCACUGAUAUGCCAGUGUCAGAACGGAGCUGACUGCGACCACAUCUCUGGGCAGUGUACCUGCCGCACGGGGUUCAUGGGCAAGCACUGUGAACAGAAGUGCCCUGCGGGGACAUAUGGCUAUGGCUGUCGCCAGAUAUGUGACUGUCUGAACAACUCCACAUGUGACCACAUCACUGGGACCUGUUACUGCAGCCCAGGAUGGAAAGGGGCACGAUGCGAUCAAGCUGGCGUGAUAAUAGUUGGAAAUCUGAACAGCUUAAGCAGAACCAGUACGGCUCUCCCUGCUGAUUCCUACCAGAUCGGGGCCAUUGCGGGCAUCAUCAUUCUUGUCCUGGUGGUUCUCUUCCUCCUGGCGUUGUUCAUUAUUUAUAGACAGAAGCAGAAGGGAAAGGAAUCGAGCAUGCCGGCCGUUACCUACACCCCUGCUAUGAGGGUCAUGAACGCAGACUAUGCCAUUGCCGAAACCCUUCCUCACAGCAGUGGUGGAAACGCUAACAGCCAUUACUUCACCAAUCCCAGUUACCACACCCUCACCCAGUGUGCCACAUCCCCCCGCAUCACCAACAGGGACAGGAUGACCAUCGCAAAGUCAAAGAACAAUCAGCUGUUUGUGAAUCUGAAAAAUGUGACUCCCGGGAAGAGAGGCCCUGUGGUGGACUGCACGGGCACACUGCCAGCGGACUGGAAACAUGGCGGCUACCUCAACGAGCUCGGUGCUUUUGGACUUGACAGAAGUUAUAUGGGGAAAUCCUUGAAAGACUUGGGAAAGAAUUCUGAAUAUAACUCAAGUAACUGCUCCUUAAGCAGUUCUGAAAACCCAUAUGCCACUAUUAAAGACCCACCUGUGCUUAUGCCCAAAAACUCGGAGUGUGGCUAUGUGGAGAUGAAGUCACCAGCGCGGAGAGAUUCCCCAUAUGCCGAGAUCAAUAACUCAACUUCAGCCAACAAGAAUGUCUAUGAAGUUGAACCCACAGUGAGUGUUGUCCAAGGAAUAUUCAACAAUAACGGGCCUCUCGCACAGGAUCCAUACGACCUCCCCAAGAACAGUCACAUCCCUUGCCAUUAUGACCUGCUGCCCGUCCGGGACGGUUCCUCCUCCCCGAAGCGGGAGGAUGGUGGUAGCAGCAGUGAAUGACACAAAGGACCACUCGGUGGCCGCUGGAGCCACUUCCAGGACCGCAGUGGGGUUCUUCUCCAUCCUCAAGCCGGCGCCUCGCGAGAAUGUUCAUCUAGUCGGUGCAGAUGGCUGCACAUGAACCAGGAAGCUCAAAGCUGAAGCUGACUGACCAUAGAUCCUUCCGUAUAGGUGGCUUGGGAGGAGGUAUCAAUGUGAUUUCCCAAUCUGCUUAGUUUUAGAACUGCACCUGUGAAGCGUGACUUAGUGUAAAGUCCCGGCUAAGAGCAUGAGCUUGCAGACCUCCUUUGGGGGCACAGGUUGCAGUGGACAUUGGUAUUAGUGCUUGAAAAAUUUAAAUUUAAAUAUUUUCUUUCUCAUUCACGUUGUAGAGCUCUACCUAGGAUUGUGCAGUUUGCCAUAAAAUUAAGUGUGAAUCAUUAAACAUGUAGAAGAAAAGGAACAUAUUAUUGAGUCCUUUUUUUUUUUUUCAGCUGGACUCCGAAUUACAACAAUAAUACAAACCCAUAAAGAAACAUUCUGUCAAGUGGCAUACCUGAAUAGACUUUGAAUAAAUUCUAGAAGUGGGUAGCAAAUUUAAUAUGAAAAUUUUAGACUCUUUUUUAGAAUGAAGAAAUAUACAACUAGGAUUAUUUUAGAAAUGCUAGAAUUACUUCAGCAAUCAACAUACAGGUAUACUAGGCUGAUGAGUCUUCUCUGUUUGACCUUUGGCCCACCUGAGAUCCAUGACAUUAUUCUGAUCACUAUUCUGAUCAUACACGUUCACUGCCUGAGAUCUGUAACAUAUCCACAAUUAUUUCAUAAGCAUAGAAAUGAAAUAAUUUUAUUUUUGGCAGACUGGAUUGAGUGAGUGUAUAAUGACUGGAAAAGAUUGUAAAUGUUAAGUGAAACAAGAUGCUUAAGUUUUGUAAACCAUUAAGUCAUACACGCUGUAAUAUAGAAUUAACAGAAAGCUUUGAUUAAUUUUUCCCCUAGAAGUGACCGAAAUAUUUUUGUGCAUAUUUGAGAAAAGGGCACUUUCCUUUUAUUAAUUUUUGGUUUAGAGAAACUAUGCUUAAGCUGGUCUUUUGCAUUGCUAAUGUGAUGUGUACCCCAUCUUUCAUUAAUUUGUAUUCCCAUUUUUAAGCUGUAUAUUCUAUGUGUUGUAGUGUUUGGAUUGUUAAUGAAAAAAAUUCUAUGUUCAUGGUUUCUUGCAUUAUUGUCACAUCUUUCUGCCUGAUAAAAGUUCGUUGUUCUUUUUUUUCUUUUGGAGGAAGAAGAUGAACAUGUAUAAAUUGAAUCUAUUAAAACUGGUCAUUACUAAAACAGACAGUAAUCAUAGGUGAAUGGCUUAUACCUGAAAUAGAGAAGCUUUCUCAUAAUGGAGUUUGUUUAGAU
Manis pentadactyla (Chinese pangolin) is the source of this 5613-nucleotide messenger RNA. RefSeq names its product multiple EGF like domains 10 (gene MEGF10). The coding region runs from base 835 to 4236 and encodes 1133 amino acids. Gene Ontology annotation, molecular function: protein binding; scavenger receptor activity. NCBI's taxonomy places the organism in Eukaryota, Metazoa, Chordata, Mammalia, Pholidota, Manidae. The record is from RefSeq and is a predicted model, not a curated record. The transcript is spliced from 25 exons.